Argiope bruennichi is the source of this 3376-nucleotide messenger RNA. RefSeq names its product solute carrier organic anion transporter family member 74D-like. The transcript is spliced from 9 exons. The coding region runs from base 783 to 3104 and encodes 773 amino acids. NCBI's taxonomy places the organism in Eukaryota, Metazoa, Arthropoda, Arachnida, Araneae, Araneidae. The record is from RefSeq and is a predicted model, not a curated record. Gene Ontology annotation, cellular component: membrane. Gene Ontology annotation, biological process: transmembrane transport; sodium-independent organic anion transport. Gene Ontology annotation, molecular function: protein binding.
UAUCUAAACAUGUGUUUUUUAAUACUCAAGGAAAGAUGCUGAUUUUCGAAAGCUUUUAAAGGGGAAGUAACACUUUACGUAAUUGCUAGUAACCGAUUCAAUCGAGCCUUAGAUGAAAGCGAAGACCUCAAUUUAAAGCCCUCGUUGCGUGAACGGAUGAAGACCGGUUAUAGACGACUGGAAACUUACUUAUGGUCCAGAGCAAUGACGUUUAUAACGGCUGUCGAGUAAUCAACAAAUUCAAGCAGCUGUGCUGUGUCUGAAGGAAAGGCAAAGAUUGGAUUACCUUAUUUCAGCCACUUUCCGCAUUUGGAGUUUAGUGUUGAAUAUAUUGGUUGAAUAAUUUAUUUUUCUUAUUUGAUUUAAGAAGUGUGGAGACCUGGUGAUUUUUUUAAAUAGAAUAAUUAAUUUGUUUUGGUAGUUUUCGUCUCUUAACUUUGCUUGUGAUAAUGUUAUAAGUAAAUUUAACCUUUUAAAUUUAUUUAUAAAGAUAUAUGGUACAAUUUAAAUGUAAUUUCUUUUAAUUUAACUCGUAACGUUGUAUGGCUAAACUGUGUUUAAUGUUUUGUUAAAAAAUAUAGACAUUAGUAGAAAAAAUUAAGGCUUAUUUAUUAAUUUUUUUAAAAUCCAGUUAUAAAAAUAACAUUAAUGUAUUUGUUUUCGGACUUAAUUUGUAAUUUCAUAUAAUUGGAUAAAAAAACUAAGCAAAAAAUUAGAGCACUUUAAUUUAUAUUUUCUUAAUUCAAAGAUAACUACAUUUUUUUUUAAAAAAAUUAUUAAAUAUGUGUGACGAUACUGAAGGUAAUCAGCCUAACGGGACCAAAAGCGAUUUCAAUUCAACUGAAAAUAAUUUUACUCUUGGCUCUCAAGAUAAACUGGAUGAAAAGCCAGAACUAUGUAAAAACAACGGUGUUGAAAAUCCAGCAUUUAAUGAUCAUUCCAUAGACAGAAGUAAUGGAAAUGAAAAUUUAAACCAUGGUAUCCGUUUAAGUGAGCUCAUGAAUAUGUCAAACAGGAAAGAAAAAAGCGAGGCCCCUUCUGAAGAUUCACAUGAGGAUACCAGGAAUCAUCGCAAGGAUGGCCUAUCUUGUCCACAAUACAAAUCUGGCACAUUUUUAGAUGUGCCUCUAAAAGACACUCAGUCAAGUGAGGAUAGUUUAAACCAUUUAGGAAAGAGUACAGAUUGUGUACUAAAGAACUCAUGUUCAAACUAUGAGGCAGAUCCAGACACUUUAUGUGGCAUUGGCAGUUUCAAACCGCAAUGGCUUCAACCUUGGGCAACUCCUCGAGUUUUUCUAUUUCUCUAUUCACUGCUAGGUGUAAUAAGUGGAACAUACUAUGCAUAUAGAGUAGGAUCAAUCUCUACACUCGAAAAAAGAUUUUCUUUCAAUAGUCGUAUUAGCGGGACUAUAAUGAUGGUGGAUGAAGUAACGCCAGUAUUUAUGGGUGCUUUGAUUGGGUACUUUGGUGGAAUGUCUCAUCGACCAAGAAUGUUUGGAAUAGGUAUGCUACUAUCUGCUGUAUGCUGUUUCAUGUCAGCUUUGCCUUAUUUUAUUUACGGACCAACUCAGCAUUUGAGUAUUUUGAACAUUAAAAAUGAUACAGAAGUAGAAAUAUGUGAAAGUGAGGCUACAAGGGAAAGUUGUCUUUCUGAAGAUCGUCCUCCAACAAUACCUGCUAUUGCCAUGCUGAUGAUUGCGGGAUUCUUGAAAGGCUUUGGGAACUUAUCCUAUCAUGCUGUUGGAUUGUCCUUUUUAGAUGAUACUGCUAAAAAGAAAAAUGCAUCUUUAUAUUUCGCUAUAACAUUUGCAUUGCGCCUGGUUGGACCUAUGAUUGGUUUUUUGAUGUCCUACUAUUUUUUGAAGAUAUAUGAAAAUCCAUUUGAGGAUCCAGGUUAUGGACCAGAAGAUCCUCGUUGGAUCGGUGCCUGGUGGUUAGGAUUCUUCGUUCAAGGUAUCAUCCUUCUGGUGUGCGCUGUUCCACUUGCUUUGUUUCCGAAGAGACUUCCUGGACAGAAGGUGCAUCAGGACAUUUCUAAAGAAAAAGGACCGAGUUUGAUUGGUUUGAUUACUGCAUCCAAAAGAAUUUUAAAAAAUCCACUCUAUAUUAGCAUUGUGAUAAACGAUAUAAUGCAAAUAUUUAGUAGCUUAGGGCACUUUGUUAUGUUGCCUAAAUACAUGGAACAUCAAUUUAGAUUAUCAGCCUCGGAUGCUAGCUUACUAUCUGGCCCACCUGGAAUCGCAGCUAUAAUGGCUGCAACGAUCGUUGGAGGUUACUUGGUUUGGAAGUUCAGGCCAUCGGCAAAAUUCCUGAUUGCUUCCAUGAUUGGUUUGGAAGUCAUAAGUACAAUCGGAUUUCUCUUACUCAUGAUUCCAAAAUGUGAAAAAGUUGAAAUGGCAAACUUUGGAUUAAACCGUGAAGGGCUAAUUCUUGAUUCCGAAUGCAAUUUUAAUUGCACUUGUACCACAAAAGCCUUUUCACCUAUAUGUGGAUCAGAUGGAAGAACUGUUUAUUUUACACCGUGCUUUGCUGGUUGCAAAGAAAAUACAAAUCAAACAUUUUCCGAUUGCUCCUGUAUUUCCGAUCCCUCAGGACAGCAAAGAAACCAUGCAACAGCAGGAUUCUGCGUUACAGACGAUUGUUGGUCUCAAGCCUUAGGAUACAUAAUUACUCUGCCUAUUAUUCAAUUUAUAUCCAGUCUUCUCAGGAUACAACACGCAGUUUUAUUACUCAGAUCUGUUUUACCCGGAGAUAAAAGUAUCGCAUUAGGCAUGUUUGAGGCACUCAUAUGCAUAUUUGGUUUUGUCCCAUAUCUCAUAAUAUUUGGAUCUCUUGUGGAUUCGACAUGUUUGGUAUGGGAAAAGAGUUGUGGUGAAACAGGUAACUGCUGGUUCUACGACACUGAUAAAUUCAACAGUCUGCUUCACGCUCUUUCUGCUAUAUUUUCUGGAUUGGCUGCCAUUUCUUUAGUGGCUACUUAUUUUCUGAGUAGUCGUAUCGGAGAUCUGUAUGAAGAGGUAGACGAUACUAAUGAGUCUACCAAUCAGAAGGAAAUUGAAGCUGUUAAAGGAGAAGCACAAACUAACAUUCGUACAAAACUAUAAAAUAAAACACAUACAUUUUUAAAUAUGUACAUUAUUUUAAUAUUUUUUAUAUGAAUUUAGUACUAAUUUUAUAUAUGCAAGUAGGUUAUUUUCUGCUGCGAAAAUUGCAUUCCUUAUUCUUUUACAAUGUUUUCAACAUAGAAACAUUUUUACUAUUAAAUUGAAUAAUUGUACAAAAUGGUCCUUUACAAUUUUUUUAUUUGCAAUUGUAUUUUAAUAUGAUAAUUAAUUUUAUGUUAUGAACUUAUUCCUGUUGAUUUUUAUAGUAUUUU